AUGUUUGGCGAACAUGUCAACCUUAGGUGGGUCACAUGGAGCGGUUCCCUCCCAAAUGGCGCUGUUGCCAUCUUCAACGGCUACACCGAACGUACCGACUAUGUGUGCAAAGUCAACUGUGAGGCUGGUUUCUACACUCCCAGCAAAGGGAACUUCUGCCAGUACCCCUACGCUGACAAAGAGUAUGCAUCCUCCAAGUUCGAAGUCCUGGUUAACGUGGACCACUUUGAGUUCCUGCAGUGGGUUGAAGAUUCAUAUGGCUCUGUUCCUGAGUAUGCCAUCAAAACCUGUCCCAACUCAGACAUAUAUGUGGGUAAGAAUAAGUAUGGUCUUGGUAAAGUGGUGACCAAACAUGAAGCCUUCUUCCUCCCCUGGGAGGGGGAUGAGUACUGGUACAAAAACUACCAGGUGCUUGCUAUCAACAGAGACAGCUACAGCCAGCAUAUCUCUCAUGUAGAGUAUGCCAUUGACCAGAUGGAGCUGUUCCACCAUCCUCCAGAAGCCCUGAAGCUCACUAAGGUCGCCAACCUGGAGUGCAGAGAUGUGGAGAAGACAGUGACACUGGAGAAGACCAGUACAGUGGAGAAGAAAUGGGACAUCGGCAGGGAGACCCGCAAUGGCUCUGUGUCCACCAUGACAGCCAAAGUUCCUAUCUUUGGUCCGGGUAAUGUGGAGUUGUCCAAGGAGCAGACGGUGACCUUCUCAAAGGGGACCACCAUUGUGGAGUCAAUCAGUCACGCUGUCUCUGUGGAGCUGCUGGUCCCACCCAAUCACUCCUGCACCGUGAGGAUGGAUGGCAGAAAGAUGAAGGCUGACAUCCCUUUCACCGGCCGGCUGAGCAGGACCAACCACAACGGAGACACCCACUGGACCUACAUCACAGGCACCUAUGACGGCGUGAGUGUUGGCGAAAUCAAUGCUGUGGUGGAACGGUGUCAGCCAGUGCCUGAUGCUGUCCCCUGCUCCCCAGAUCAAAACUGA
Maylandia zebra (zebra mbuna) is the source of this 981-nucleotide messenger RNA. Lineage: Eukaryota; Metazoa; Chordata; Actinopteri; Cichliformes; Cichlidae. The record is from RefSeq and is a predicted model, not a curated record.